AUGGGCAUUAGCAAUCAAGCAAACAAGCAAAGAGCAAGCAUCGCAGUGCGUAUUUUAGAUCAGCGUAUGAAGAUGGGUGAAUACAAAACAAGCGUAGCAGCUUUGGUGAUGUUGGUCUGUUUGGGAAGCAAUGUGGGCUUUGGAAUGGUGAUGGUGAAGGCGAAUCCAACAUCAUGCUGCAGCUAUUGCGGCGCGGUGCAUAAUACUGCAAUUAUGGGUGCUGGUCUAGUGUCACACCACUUACCACCUUUCUCACUGCACACCACCUCACUUCCACUCACCACAAUCCAUCACCCCUCACCCACCACCACCACCACCACCACAACUACCAUUCCUGCUGUUUACCCUCAACUCCAUACAUUUCCAUACGCUUAUUCAUCCAUCCCUGCCACCACCAUUCCCACGCUCCAUCCUCAAUUCUAUCCAUACGCUUAUUCAUCCAUCCCUGCCUCUGCCAUUCCCACGCUCCAUCCUCAACUCUAUCCAUACACUUAUGUAACAAGUAACUAGGUUUUCACAACCUUACAUCAUUCUAAAUAAGUGAGACAAUCACUCUCUCCACCUUUUCUACUUCGUCUUGGCUUUUAUCUCUUAUACCUGAGGGAAGGGACUCCUCUCAGGUAUAAUAGAACUUCUUGCUGGGCUCACUAUCUUAUGUGUUAAAGACUCUUAAAUGCCAAUGCUAACUAUAUCUGUGCCUAUUUCAUAUCUAUUCACA
Molecule: messenger RNA, 718 nt
Organism: Cryptomeria japonica (Japanese cedar)
Lineage: Eukaryota; Viridiplantae; Streptophyta; Pinopsida; Cupressales; Cupressaceae
Exons: 2
Coding region: 1-510 (169 amino acids)
Source: RefSeq, a predicted model, not a curated record